Molecule: messenger RNA, 2613 nt
Organism: Marmota monax (woodchuck)
Lineage: Eukaryota; Metazoa; Chordata; Mammalia; Rodentia; Sciuridae
Gene: Tectb
Product: tectorin beta
Exons: 10
Coding region: 1-990 (329 amino acids)
Cellular component (GO): cell surface
Source: RefSeq, a predicted model, not a curated record
AUGGUGAUGAGGGCCUUUGUCCUGUUGGCUGUCUUUGCAGAAGCCUCCGCAAGAUCAUGCACUCCAAAUAAAGCAGAUGUCAUUCUUGUGUUUUGUUAUCCCAAAACCAUCAUCACCAAAAUCCCUGAGUGUCCCUACGGAUGGGAAGUACAUCAGCUGGCCCUUGGGGGACUGUGUUACAAUGGAGUCCAUGAAGGUGGUUACUACCAAUUUGUCAUCCCAGAUUUAUCACCUAAAAACAAGUCCUAUUGUGGAACCCAGUCUGAGUACAAGCCCCCCAUCUACCACUUCUACAGCCACAUCGUUUCUAAUGACAGCACAGUGGUCAUCAAGAACCAACCGGUGAACUACUCUUUCUCGUGCACCUACCACUCCACCUACUUGGUGAACCAGGCUGCCUUUGACCAGAGAGUGGCCACUGUUCAUGUGAAGAACGGGAGCAUGGGCACUUUUGAAAGCCAAUUGUCUCUCAACUUCUACACUAAUGCCAAGUUCUCUACGAAGAAAGAAGCGCCCUUUGUCCUGGAGACAUCUGAGAUUGGUUCAGAUCUGUUUGCAGGAGUAGAAGCCAAAGGAUUAAGUGUUAGGUUUAAAGUGGUCCUGAACAGUUGCUGGGCCACACCCUCUGCUGACUUCAUGUAUCCCUUGCAGUGGCAACUGAUCAACAAGGGCUGCCCCACAGAUGAAACGGUCCUCGUGCACGAGAAUGGGAAGGAUCACAGGGCCACCUUCCAGUUCAAUGCCUUCCGGUUCCAGAACAUCCCCAAACUCUCCAAGGUUUGGUUACACUGUGAGACAUUCAUCUGUGACAGCGAGAAGCUCUCCUGCCCAGUGACCUGCGACAAACGGAAGCGCCUGCUCCGGGACCAGACUGGGGGCGUGCUGGUGGUGGAGCUCUCCCUGCGGAGCAGGGGAUCAUGGAGUCUCCAUAGCUUCUCAGAUGUUAUGCGCCACCUCGUCGUGAUGCUGGGGAUCUGCGCCCUGUUGUAGGAGUCAGCCUGGAGCUGCAGCUCCGCCCUCAGGUCGUCCUCAGCGAUGACAAACUCGUUUUUUGUGCUGCCAAAAAGAGCAAACAGAAGACUACAUUGUCGGGGAGCAGAGACCAGCGCUUUGCCAAAUAUGUGUUCCAAUUUUUGUGAAUUCAGCGAUCAAUUUUCUUUGGUGCCCCCACUUCCUCUUGUUACUUCAGUGGCCCUUAGAUCCCGCCAGUCCCUCCCCUGCAGCUGGGGAGGAGUCUUCUCAGACUCCAGUCAAGAGUGCAGGGCCCUCCUCCUUUGAAAGCUAUUUUAAUUCUGAGAGACUGGCACACUCACCAAGUGCAGCUGAGCAUUUUGAAGACCAUGUAGUGCCUAACCACAAAGUCAAUGCUAAAUAGGGAAUGCACAGGAAUAGCCAGCUUCGCCAGAAGGGGCUCUGUCAUUGAGACUGGGCAGUUCUACCCAAGGACCAGAGCUGAGCCCGCAGGCAGGGAGUUGCAAUCUUUCAAAUAACCAUGUAGGAAUCAGAGUGGAAUACCAAAGUUUUGCUUAUAAGUAAUAGGAAGGAAAUGGAUCCUUAAAAGUUCUUAGUACUAACCUAACUAGUUUUAAUUAUAGGGUUUAUUAAAUAUAUGUAAACAUUAGACAGGUAUAAACUCCUUGUUUUUGUAGCUGAUAUAUACUUUAACAUCAAAAGAAAAUUAGAAAUUUGAUAGAAAAAAACUACAAAAGGCAUAGGACAACCCCUCCCCCCCCAACACACACACAGGUUUGCUGUACUUGGUGACAACCUGACUUCCCAUAUGCCUUGUGACAUCCAUGUCCUCAAUAUCUUUCUUCACUGACUCUAAGAAAUCUUCAUGUGUACAGAAUGGACUGAUUUCACUUAGUCUUUACUUAAGAUGUUCAAAUCCAUAUACUUUUGUUUUUAUCUCAUCAACUUAGGAUCAUCAGAAUAGAACCAUUAAAAUAAUCAGAAAUGCAAUGCAAAUAUGGCCAAUGAAAUCACGUGGCAAUCUCAUAAUGCAGCCACCUCAGUGAUCCAGAGUAUGCCAGUAUCCAUGAUUUACUUUGGUCACCAAAAUAAAAACAGAAUGUACCAACCCUGGAAGAGAACUAAUAGGAUAAGCCUGAGCUCUUAGUUCUUAAUCACAUUUAAUUAGCAGGCUUGCAAUUUGAAAACACACACCUGUUUGUCUCUCCGUUUUUAAUGUAUUUGAGAACUUUUGAGAUUUGCAGUUUGAUGGUUCUUGUACAACUUGGGUGAACUCAAAAAUUAAACUACUCAUCAGAUCUCUCAAGAGUUGAAGUACAUGUUUGGUUAGCAAUAGGCUAGAGUAAAAUGACUCAAGUUCAAACUUGGUCUCAAAGCUGAUGUUCCAGACAGCUUGGGAUCUUUUCCUUCUGUAAAUUCAGAGUAUUUUGUAGUCAAGAAGGACAGAAGACAUAUUUUUAUUGGUUCUAGUAAAUAGCAUAUAACAAUAACUUAAAUAGCAUACUCAUAGCCAGAUUCAUAUUCUUUGAUGUCAGAGUAAAACAAUGCUGUGUUAGUUUGGUUUUAUUUUAUCAUUAUGUUUUAUGAUCAUGUAUCUCUACCUGGUGCUAUGGAAUAAAUGAAAUGCCUUAAGAUAAAUAA